Molecule: messenger RNA, 1703 nt
Organism: Mytilinidion resinicola
Lineage: Eukaryota; Fungi; Ascomycota; Dothideomycetes; Mytilinidiales; Mytilinidiaceae
Exons: 1
Coding region: 1-1467 (488 amino acids)
Source: RefSeq, a predicted model, not a curated record
AUGUCGCUAAUCAACUCACUACUCGGUUCUCUCUCUCCAAGAAGCUCUCCUAGACUCCGCAGCCCUUCAGAAGCAUCACAUGAACUUCCUUUCUACUCUCCUCCGCGCUCGCCAAAUAUUCCAUCAGCGUUCCCUCCGCCGCCUAUAGCUUCCAGUAUAUAUGUAUCCGCCUCACCUCCUGCGCCAAAGGACAGAGUUCCCGAUGAUCUGCUGGCCGUCCAACGGAAAGCAAGAUACAUCGAAGAACAGCUUCAACACCUUCUGGAUUCCCAGGCAGAGGGUCUCAUGGCAGCUGGAUUAGGCGGCGGCCCCCCAGAUGACCAAAUAUCAAAUGGCAGCAGCACUCCCACAGUCAACAGUAUGCGACGAGAUAUGGCCAGCCCGGACCAACGUCCAGCUCGUCGGAAAGUAAGCCUCACUAUGGCUAGGCGUGGCAUCUACAAAAGGGUUCAACAAAUGGCUGCAGUCAAGGAAGAGGAGGCCUAUCUCCUCGAUGCUGAUAUGGCGAAGAACAAAGCUGUUUUAGAGCGGCUAAAUCGGUGGGAGAGCAAGCAAAGGGGCAUCGAGCAGCGUAUCAAGAGUAUCGAGAAUGAUCAAGCUGGGUCAAGGGCUCAAACUCUCCAGGCCGAAGCCAAAACUCUCGAAACUGAGAUUAAACAGACGGAAGAGAAGCUGUGGGCGAUGAAAGCUCGGCAUCGAAAGAUACUAGCCGAGCUGUCUGAGACAGAGAACUCUGUCGAGGCAAAGCUCUCCUCGUACAAGACGUCUUUGUCCCUGUUGGAAGCCGAUGUCGCCAAGUUUCUUGCCAGACCUCCUUCCGAUGCCAACCACUCCUCCAGGACUUCGGCAUUCUACUCGCUUCCGGCUAAGCGCCGUACUUUAGCAAUGGCACGAGACCAUUGGGAAGAAGAGCGUACGCGACUGGAGGAGAAUUGGCAAGAGGUGGAUAUGGAUAGGGAGGCGUUAGAAGAAGGCGCCAUCUUGUGGCAAGAUGUGUUCAAGCGCAUAACCGACUUUGAGGCUCACCUCCAAGAGGAAAUGCAGGGCCUAGGAAGGGGCCGUACGAGCAGCAGAGACUCGCCUGACACGGCUAACACAGGCUUAAAAGCCCUCAUUACACAGAUGGACGCCACGGUACUCUACAUUGAAUCCAAGCUAAAGCUUGCCGAAGAGAAGAACUGGAAGCUAUUGAUUUGCUGUAUUGGAGCCGAACUCGAAGCCUUCCAGCAAGGUCGGACAAUCCUAAAGAGGGUUCUGUCUCAAGCCUCGCCGCCGAAUCUUCAAAAUGAUUCAGAUUCGGAAACAUCGGGGCAAGAACUCGUAGACCUGGGCGUACAUGGACAAAACCAAUCAUCCCAGCUACCUGCGCGAUCUUCCACGUCCAGACCUCAGCAGUACUUCGACGCGAGCGACGACGACCCUGAUCCGGAACUCUUGAUUUCACAUCAAGACACAGAUACUGACUAAGUACUACUCUUACUGCAGGCAGUUUUUGAGGCGUCAUAAUGGAGCUGUUGUAGCACUAGGCGCGUCUUCCUACCUUUUACUGUCAGGAUCCUUUCAUGUAUCAAUUGUGGCUCUUAAAGCGUAUACCCCGUCCUUCAAUACAUGCUUGUGGGCUUUGGAUCGCAGUGUAGAAAUUGUGUUACUACUAUCAAAUGGCCACAAUAUCUAGGAAUAAGCUCCCGUAACAUUACUUAGCG